AUGGAAACUUUCCAUCGAGAAGGAGGCGCCUGGCCCGUUGAAGGCAGAGAGUUCUUCACUGUCUCGAUUCAGGCGCUGAAGAAAGACCCGCCGCAGCCGCAGCCAAAUGCGCUGGAAAGCUGCCGCGCCCGGGCUGCCGCGUUCAUCGAGGACGUGUUCGCCGACAGACGCCCGUUGCGGCAUCGCCAGGCUCUCUCCCUGGCGAUUGAGGAGUUGGUCUUGGAGGGCCGCGCGCCCGCGCUGCUUGAUCUCUUCGUUGCGGAGGUCGACAAGAAGCUCGUCGAUAUCCACGCGCGCAUCUUUGCCAGUCUCUCCACCGACCUCGCGUUCCUCAGCUCCGUUGGCGACGCUUGGCUCGCCUUCCGACGCGCACUGCACGCCGUUGCGCAGGUUUUUGCGUAUAUGGAGCGGCACUACGUAGCCUACGCGGCAGAGUCUUCGCUCAUCGACGUCGCGGAGGCGCUGUGGCUGAAGCACCAGAAGCAGCUGGGCAGCGCAUUCGAAGAGACGCUCGUCCGCGCGCUGCUCACGGCCAUCGAACUCCACCGAGCAGGGAACGACGCGUGGGAGAAGGAGCUCUGCACCGUCCUCGGCAUGUUCAUCUCUCUCGGUAUUUAUCAGGACGUGUUUGAGGGGGUGUUUCUGUCGGAGUCUGCGGCGUUUUACGCGCGGGAGAGCGCGGAGUUGGCGGGGUCGCUUUCGAUUGAGGCAUACAGCAGCCGCGUGGAGCGGCGCUUGCGCGAGGAAGACGCGCGGGCGUCGCUCUUCCUCGCAGAGUCUUCGCGCGACUCGCUGCUGGACGUGCUGAGGCUGCACCUGAUUGAGCAGCGCGUCGAUGUCCUCUCGGCGGUGGGGAGUCUGCGGCGGCUCACCGAGGCGCGGAAAACUGUCGAGCUGCGGCGGCUCUACAGCCUCUUCAGCCAGAUAGACAAGCUCGAGCUCCUCCGCCUCCGCUUUCUCGAAGCGGUGCGCGAGUCGGGCUUCGAGUUGGUUGCCCAGCUGCGCGAGGGCGCGGUCGGUGGGGACGCAGAGGCGAAGAGGGAGAGAGAGGCGAAGGCGCGCGACUUCAUUCCGCAGCUUUUUGCCCUCAAAGAAGUCCACGACCUUGCCUGGUUCGAGGCCUUCAGUCGAAACCCGCACUUCAGUCUCGGCAUCAAGGAAGCUUGGGAGAAGUUUUUGAAUCAAGAUGUCGACGCCAUGCGGCAGAUCACGCGCCUCCUCGCCAAGCAGUGCGACGCGUUUCUGCGGGAGUUCCGCGGCGGAGACAGCGAAGAACUCGAAGAGCAAAUGGCCAGGGUGAUGGUGGUUUUCCGCUACCUCGACGGCAAGGAUUACUUCGAGGAGUUCUAUCGCACUGAUCUGUGCAAGCGUCUGCUCACGCGGAAGUCGGCAAGCGAAGACGCCGAGAAGACCAUGGUCGAGAAGCUGAAAGACGAAUGCGGUCAGCAGUACACCAACAAGCUGGAAAACAUGUUUAAGGACGUCCAGCUGUCGCAGCAGACGAUGACGGCGUUCAACAUGGACUCAGCCUCGCAGGCCGAAGUCGCCAAGAGCGGCGUGGAGUUCGACGUGGCGAUUUGCGCGGCAGGCAUGUGGCCGCAGAGCGCGCCGAAGGAGCAGCUGCGGGUUCCGCUGUUCGCCGAAAACCUCCACAAAUUGUUUGCCUCCUUCUACACGGCCAAACAUCCAGGGCGGAGUCUGUCUUGGAUCUCGUCGCUCGGCAGCUGCGAAGUCAAAGCAAACUUCUCGAUCAACCCCUUUCCCGCCGCAGACACCGACAAGGCGGCCAUCGCUCCCUCUUCUCCUUCCUCUUCUUCCUCCUCUUCUCCUUCCUCUACUUCCUCCUCUUCUUCUUCCUCUUCUUCCUCCUCUUCUUCUUCCUCUUCUGCUUCCUCUUCCUGGUCGGACUACGUGUUCAAAGUCUCCGAACCUCAAGCGUGGAUUCUGCUUCUCUUCAACUCCCGCGACGUGAUGACGGUCGCGGAGAUUGCAGAGGCCACUGGAAUGAGCUCCGAAGAGCUGCAGAGACAGAUCUUCGCCUUGUACGUAAACAAAGCGACGCGCAUUCUGCUUCGCCACAAAACCGAGAAGGAAGAGGCUUACUCUGUGAACUUUGAUUUCCAGUCAAAGCUCAGGCGCCUCCAGGUGGCGCAGAUUCAGCUGACAACGCAGCCGAAGGAAGCGAUCGCGAAGGCGGAGGCGCGCGUGGCGCAAGACCGCGACCACCAGAUCGACGCGUGCAUCGUGCGAAUUAUGAAGACGAAGAAGGAGCUGCGGCACAGCUUGCUGGUCGCCGAAGUCCUCGCGCAGCUACCCUUCAAUUGCGAGCCUGCGACGCUCAAGAAGCGCAUCGAGGCCUUGAUUCACCGCGAAUACCUCACGCGGGACGACGUCGAGCACACGCUGUACAGAUACGUCGCUUGA
This is a messenger RNA of Besnoitia besnoiti, 2424 nucleotides long. Its product is annotated as cullin family protein. Gene Ontology annotation, cellular component: cullin-RING ubiquitin ligase complex. The record is from RefSeq and is a predicted model, not a curated record. The transcript has 14 exons. Gene Ontology annotation, biological process: ubiquitin-dependent protein catabolic process; protein ubiquitination. Gene Ontology annotation, molecular function: ubiquitin protein ligase binding. Lineage: Eukaryota; Apicomplexa; Conoidasida; Eucoccidiorida; Sarcocystidae. Bases 1 to 2424 code for a protein of 807 amino acids.